Thunnus maccoyii (southern bluefin tuna) is the source of this 2862-nucleotide messenger RNA. RefSeq names its product SS18 subunit of BAF chromatin remodeling complex (gene ss18). Gene Ontology annotation, biological process: positive regulation of transcription by RNA polymerase II. Gene Ontology annotation, cellular component: nucleus. Gene Ontology annotation, molecular function: transcription coactivator activity. The record is from RefSeq and is a predicted model, not a curated record. Lineage: Eukaryota; Metazoa; Chordata; Actinopteri; Scombriformes; Scombridae. Bases 125 to 1273 code for a protein of 382 amino acids. The transcript has 10 exons.
ACCACUGCAUUUCGAAAUUGAACCCUAUUCUGAACUGUUGAUCUGAGUUUUACCAAUUUGUUAAGUGUGUGAGCUAAUUUUGACGUUUAUGCACUUGUUCACUUUCAUUUCAUAGAGUAUCACCAUGUCGGUGGCAUUUGCACCUCACAGGCAGCGUGGGAAGGGUGAUAUAACACCCGCUGGAAUACAAAAGUUACUUGACGAAAACAACCAGCUGAUUCAGUGUAUAAUGGACUUCCAGAGCAAAGGCAAAACAGCAGAGUGUUCACAAUAUCAACAGAUGCUGCACAGAAAUUUAGUGUACCUGGCCACAAUAGCAGACUCCAAUCAGAAUAUGCAGUCUCUCCUCCCGGCUCCACCCACUCAAAACAUGCCCAUGGGCCCUGGUGGGAUGAACCAAAGUGGACCCCCCCCUCAGCCUCCUCACGGUCACAACAUGCCCUCUGAGGGUAUGGUCAGCGGUGGCCCUCCAGCCCCACACAUGCAGAACCAGAUGAAUGGACAGAUGCCUGGACCUAAUCACAUGCCCAUGCAAGGUCCCGGUCCAGGCCCCAACCAGCCCCCAAACAUGCCCAGUGGCUCUAUGAAUAUGCCCCCCAGCAGCCAUGGCUCAAUGGGUGGUUACAAUCACGCUGUCCCUUCCUCCCAGGGCAUGCCAGCACAGAGCCAAAUGAACAUGACCCAGGGCCAGCCCAUGGGAAACUAUGGGCCACGGCCAAACAUGAACAUGCAGCCCAAUCAAGGCCCCAUGAUGCACCAGCAGCCUCCCUCCCAGCAGUAUAACAUGCCACCUGGUGGUGGGGGCCAGCACUACCAAGGGCAACAAAACCCAAUGGGCAUGAUGGGCCAGGUCAACCAAGGGAAUCAUGUCAUGGGGCAGAGGCCAAUGCCCCCCUACAGACCCCCACAGCAAGGACCCCCUCAGCAGUACCCAGGGCAGGAAGACUACUAUGGGGACCAGUACAGUCACGCAGGACAGGGAGCCUCAGAAGGUAAUGCUCAGUAUGGCCAACAGCAGGAAGCAUAUCAGCAAGGCCCUCCCCAGCAGCAGGGCUACCCUCCUCAACAGCAGUACCCAGGUCAGCAGGGCUACCCACCACAGCAGCAGGGUUACGGCCCCUCCCAAAGUGCCCCAGGACAGUACCCCAACUAUCCUCAGGGCCAGGGACAGCAGUAUGGAGCCUAUCGCCCCCCUCAACCUGGACCCCCACAGGGCCAGCAGCAACGCCCUUAUGGCUAUGACCAGGGCCAGUAUGGAAAUUACCAGCAAUGAGAGAUGGUCACAGCAAACCCACACAGCUCUGAUCUCUGUCUGAGCUUUGACCUCUGGUCAACUGCUAAGCAGACUUAAAUGAUGGUUGCAGCUCACUGAGAUUCUCUCAGACACGAACAUACAACACUCAAAAACACAAGAUUCGUUUCCCCCUCUCUUUGGGAUUUUAUCAUUGCCUAUAAAAUAUAUUCUGUUUAUCAUGUCCAUUGACUUGAUAAUGUUAAAGUCCACAACUCACCAUCUGGUCCAGUAUGUCUCAAAGCAGCAAUGCCUUAAAAAAAAAAUGGAACUGCCUUAUCCUUUAGCAUUGCAGAUUGUGAAACAGGCUAACAAAAAUUUUGGAUAUCAGAGAUGAUUCAAAUGUACAGAGUUUCAUUCUACUGUGGUGCAUUGUUUCUCUAUCCUUCAGCUCCCUGUUCAUAAGAAGCAAUAAUGCCAGCAGUAGGGAAAUGUGUGGGGGCUUAGAGAUAAUGCACCAGACGAACUUCCCGCUAGGCCAUGGUACAUGUCUUAAUGUAUGUGAUGAUGUAAAAAUAUAUUUUAUGCUUUUUAGAUCAAGCUAACUUUGUAUAAGACAUUGGAAAGUAGUACUGAAGCUGUGUUGUUUAUUUCAUGAAGUGUAUGUGUCAAUGUUUUUUUGUUUUGUUUUUUUUUUUAUUAAUGAUGAUCCCAUCCAGCACAUUUUGUUUUUUUUAUUUUACUGUUACAUUGAAUUGUAUAACUAUUCGAUUAGAUCUGCUACUUCAAUGACACGGACAGUGCAUGAAUUCUUUGUGUAAAAAUGGAAAUCUAAUUGAGAUUCCCUGAAGGACAAAUAUGAACAACAAGCAGCAAAAAAUGUUCAAAGCUGUAAAACACAUGUAACAAUUGCUGUAUUCUGUUUUGGGCUGUUUUUUGGGGGGGGUUUUUAAGUCAGUGAAAAAAUAUCAAAUUUGGAUCAUGAAUAGAAUUUUUUUUUUUUACAAUACCUGACGAAAUAAUGGCCUGGUUCUUUAUUUGACAAAUGUGCCCAGAGGGAUGAUAUGUAGCAGACACCUCUGCAAAUUGUAUUCCUAAGUUGAUGCUCUCUAGAGUGUUUUGUUUUUGUUGUUUUGUUUUUUUCUUCUAUACGAGCACCUCAGUCUUGUCCAUUGACUGCAAACUGGUGAAUGGGAAAGAUCUAACGUGGUAUCAAAUAUUUCUGACAAGUACUUAGUUUUGUUAGUCUUGACGAUGCUGGAAUCCCUUUUUCCCUUUGAAUAAACGUCUAAGUUGAUGUCAUUCAAAUAGUGUUGUGUGUGAAUAAUAAAGUUUGUUACUGUCAAAUAUGUAACAUAAGAUGUGAAAAUAAUGUUCUGAAAUGGAUUCCUUAAUUUCACAGUAAAGACUGGUUGUGCAGUUUUAUAUCACUGGCUUGGUAUCUGUUUUAUGGUGCAUACUUUAUUGAUCCCAUAUGUACAGCGGCAUAGAGAAGAGGAAUUCAUUAUCCUCUGAUAUUGUUUAUAUGGCUGUUUUAAUAUUUUGCAUUCUGCACCCCAUCCACAUGGUGGUCACAUUUGUGUCAUGGCAAUGUAUAACUGUACAUUAUAAUAAAUUGGAAGAAUCUUUAA